Polistes canadensis is the source of this 2476-nucleotide messenger RNA. RefSeq lists its product as uncharacterized. NCBI's taxonomy places the organism in Eukaryota, Metazoa, Arthropoda, Insecta, Hymenoptera, Vespidae. The transcript is spliced from 5 exons. The record is from RefSeq and is a predicted model, not a curated record. Bases 157 to 2388 code for a protein of 743 amino acids. Gene Ontology annotation, molecular function: protein binding.
GAGAGAGAUAAAUAUUGAAAAAAAACAAUAUAACAAGAAGAAGAAGAAGAAGAAGAAGAAGAAGAAGAAGAAAUAGAAGGAUUAAAGGAUCAAGAAAGAUGCUGCGUUUGGACCACCACUGAGCAGAUCAGUUCUUCGUCAGUACAGGUGUCAGAAAUGCGUUGGUUUCGUGGCCACGCGGAGGCACCGAGACUUUUGAGCCUGAGUCCUCUCCAAGCCGACGAAGACCUUGAAGGAGCAUCCUACCACUUUCAUGUUACGUCUCAGUACAGAGACAUGUCGCCAGUUAGAUGGACACGUAGAAAAUCAUCGAGUUCAGAUUCGGAGAGGAAUUGUUACAACGUUCAAACGUCUCGCGUGACGACCGAGCGUACUCCAAAUAAAAAAGAAAAGAAAAAGAUACAAGAGGAAAGACGAAGGAUUUGCGAGAAGAGACAUCCAUUGUUGGACCGAGUGAAAAAUACCCGAUUGACGUUUUUCAAGGACAGAGAUACAGACGACGAAGACGAGGAAAACGAAGAUAACGAGGAUAUUGAGGAGGAUGAAGUUGUCGUCUCUGAUAGAAUGCAAUUUAGAUCUAUGUACGAGUUAAGUCAACGCGGUUUAACGAGGAACGAGUUUCGAAGAUCCGUUUGCGAAAAUGAUUUAAAGGAUAUCAGCGAAGAGGAAAGGAUUCGUGCUAAGAGGAAACGUAGAUCUAAAUCGCAAAAUAGGUUGUUAACGCAAAGAAAAUCUCAACAUCAAGAGGAUCGUUAUUCCUUUUUGCAAACCUCGACACCGGAAAGUUUGAAAGAUUCGGUGUUGCCUAGGGAAACUUACAACGAAACUCCUGGAUCAAGAUUGUCUCGAUGGAGGAAGAAUAAAGAAAAAGAUUUAACCGAAGAGGAUAGAAAUCAAAUAGAUCCUAACCAAACGGCAAGAGAAGGUUUCGAUAGCAUCACCCCGUCAAGUUGUCUUGCAGCAAAGUUUCGUGCAAUGCAGGACAGAUAUUUGAAAAGUUCAACGAGCAAACUCAUUGCUAAGAUUUACAAAAAGGAUAAUAAAGAGUGUAAGGAUGGUAAGGAUAAGAGAAGAUUACGUAGCUUUUCUUAUGGUACUUUGCCAGGUCUCGAAGAAUUAAGAACGAAUCCUUUGUACGAGGAUCAAGAUCAGGACGACAAUGAUUCUGGAAUAUUGGAUAACGACUCAGCUACUAGUUCACUACUCGAUGAUAGAUGUAGCAGUGGAGCUUCUGGUUUGAUGACAAGUCAAUCUAGUACCAAUGAUUCACCCCCAAGAUUACCACCGAGAAAACCUUCGAGUUCGAUCAUGGACGCUGAUAGAACAGCUCGGUUCUUCUCUGGUUUAGAUAUACACUGUGUUAGAAGUGAUCCUAAAACUUGUUCUAAAGAUAUCUUAAAUUUUGACGAUUCAUCCGAAUUGAUAGAAGAAUCUAAAUCAGAAAAUCCUAAAUCAUCCGAGUUACCUGUUAUCCGAAGCAAAACUUAUACAACUGAAACAAUGGUAGUGAAAUUGUUUAGGGAUACACCCGAUCAAUGUUUAGGCAUUUUCAUAGCUAAGACUGCUGAGACUAGUCCCGGAUAUUUAGUAGCACACGUUGUACCAAAUGGAUUGGCUGAUAGAGAAGGAACUUUGAAGAUCGGUGAUGAAAUUUUAAUAGUCAAUGGUAGAAGACUUCGUGGAUUGAGUAUGGCAGAAGCUAGGAAAAUUUUAGGUAAUGGAAGUGGUCCAGGUGAAGUUGAUAUUAUCGUAUCCAGAUAUUCUGGGGUUGAUCAUCCUAAAAGACUUAAAGAAAGUAGCGUGGAUUAUGAAAACGUUAGCAUAGAGAAUGGUCAUGGUGUUAUAGUCGAAGAUUCGCCUAAAUCACAUUUUAAAAAACAUCAGAGUAAACAUCACAGGGAUCGUAAAAAUGAAUCUGCAAGAUCAAUCCUCAUCUCGGAUAAAUCGAAUUUGUCUGCGGAUAACAAUGGAUCCGGGAAUCAAUUGCAAACGCAAAGUGUAUCGAAUUUUUGUACAUUACCUCGAAGACCAAGGAGCACUGUUUCUACGUUCUUGACAGUUUUGUUCGAAAAAGGCCCGGGAAAGAAAUCCUUGGGAUUUACUAUUGUUGGUGGAAAGGACAGUCCUAAAGGAAGCAUCGGCAUCUUUAUAAAAUCGGUCCUACCAAGUGGUCAGGCCGCUGAAGAUGGUCGUUUGCGUGCAGGUGACGAGAUUUUAGCUGUCAACGGUCAGGUAUGUCAUGACUUGACACACCGUGAAGCCGUGCAAUUAUUUCGCCAUAUCAAAAGUGGACCGGUUGCGUUACAUUUGUGCAGACGUAUUAAAAAUCGAGAAACACAAGCAACAAAGGCCAAAUCAUGCGCAGAUCUUCUUCUCGUCGAUACGUGAGGACAACUACGUGAUAAGCUUUUUAUUUAUUUAUCGAUAAAGAAGAAUAAAGAUACACAUAUACAUAUAGAAAGAAAAAGAGAGAGAU